AUGACUACAUCAGAAAGCGCUACAGGUGAGACUCGAAACAUGAAUACAUCAGAAAGCGCUGCAGGUGAGACUCCAAACAGGAAUACAUCAGAAAGCACUGCAGGUGAGACUCCAAACUGGAAUACAUCAGAAAGCGCUGCAGGUGAGACUCCAAACAUGAAUACAUCAGAAAGAGGUACAGGUGGGACUCCCAACAUGAAUUCAUCAGGAAGCGCUACGGGUGGGACUUCUAACACGACUACAUCAGAAAGCGCUACAGGUGAGACUCGAAACAUGAAUACAUCAGAAAGCGCUGCAGGUGAGACUCGAAACAUGAAUACAUCAGAAAGCGCUGCAGGUGAGACUCCAAACAGGAAUACAUUAGAAAGCGCUGCAGGUGAGACUCCAAACAUGAAUACAUCAGAAAGAGGUACAGGUGGGACUCCCAACAUGAAUUCAUCAGGAAGCGCUACGGGUGGGACUCCUAACAUGAAUACAUCAGAAAGCGCUAAAGGUGACACUCGAAACAUGAAUACAUCAGAAAGCGCUGCAGGUGAGACUCCAAACAUGAAUACAUCAGAAAGAGGUAUGGGUGGGACUCCCUACAUGAAUACCGUACAUCAGAAAUGUGUGGUAUGCCCAUCAAUAAUUCGUCAGAAAAAGCUUUCAAUGGGAUUCCCAACAUGA
Molecule: messenger RNA, 666 nt
Organism: Lytechinus variegatus (green sea urchin)
Lineage: Eukaryota; Metazoa; Echinodermata; Echinoidea; Temnopleuroida; Toxopneustidae
Product: fibrinogen alpha chain-like
Exons: 1
Coding region: 1-666 (221 amino acids)
Source: RefSeq, a predicted model, not a curated record